Saccostrea echinata is the source of this 12541-nucleotide messenger RNA. RefSeq lists its product as uncharacterized. Gene Ontology annotation, biological process: detection of mechanical stimulus. Gene Ontology annotation, cellular component: membrane. The record is from RefSeq and is a predicted model, not a curated record. Gene Ontology annotation, molecular function: calcium channel activity; protein binding. The transcript has 34 exons. The coding region runs from base 1 to 12174 and encodes 4057 amino acids. NCBI's taxonomy places the organism in Eukaryota, Metazoa, Mollusca, Bivalvia, Ostreida, Ostreidae.
AUGACAAUGAGCACACUGCGUUUGUUACCGGUUGACGGAAUACAGGGAGUGACCUCUGCAUCAACUACAGAGUCUUCCACAACAGAACAAAUAACAUCAGAACCAACAGCCGUCGUGGAAAAUGCAACAGAAUCAACAUCUUCUACAACAACAUAUACCACAACAACUUCUGGAACAACAACGACAUCGGAGACUACGACAACAUCUCCCUCUAUAGAUGAAUCAACCUCAACAACUUCCGGUGACAUUGAAGCUACGUCAACAACAACAAGUCCUCCUGAUGAAUUGAGUACGUCGUCUUUGCAGGAAAUUAGUGGUCUACAGAUAACAUAUUCUACCUACUCCAUUUAUGGGGAGUUGACGACUUUUAACAUAUCACUCAACAGCGGAAACAAUCAUACAACUAUAGCAAUAAUAGAAAACCAAACCACCGUCGUCUGCUCUCAGAAUUCUGACGCGCUAGUAUUUGACUGGACGUAUAACUUUACUCAAACUGGCGCUAUCGACUUGGAGAUCAUUAUUGCAAAUGACGUAUCACAGGUGUCAGAAAUGCUUGUUAUAUAUAAGCACUACGUCAUUAAUGGAAUAUCCACCAACAAUAUUAGUAGAACAUUCAACACUUCGGAAAAUGUAACAUUGACUUUUGAACUGGAUUCCAAGGCUCAAAGACCUCAGGGAUUGGUGAACUUCAGUGUGACGUGGGGAGACGCGGAGAGUUAUUUCAUUUUUCCUAAAGAAUACACACCUGUGCGUCUUCGAGGGGGUGGUGUUCAUUUUGAGGGGUCAGUAGAAGUGUUUUACUCAGGGAGUUGGGUUUCAUUGUGUGACACCAACUGGAGUAAUACAACAGCGAACAUGGUCUGUUUUAUUGCUGGAUAUGCCAGGACCUCCGCUAUAGAAUACUACGGCUCUCAGUUUGGAGUUGGUGAGGCAUCACGUAUGAGCACUGCUUGUGAGGGCUUGGAGUGGGAUAUCUUAGACUGUAACCAUAGUUUGGAACUAAGUUCCUGUCCAGUAGCUGGAGUCAGAUGUUCAACGGAAGGUGUCUUCAUGUUUAAGCUAUCAUAUGGUCAAGAUGCUACUAUUUCAUUACUGAGCGGCAAGCAGACCGUCAUUAACUUUGAUUAUGUAUCAGAAUCCCCGUCCUUUGAAGCAUUCAUUAACAAUAGUACCUUGCUUAGUACACAGACAGUCCAAUUCGACACGGAAAACAAAACCAUUCAGUUUGAUUUGACUUCCCAAAUGCUCUCAGUUGCUGGAUUUGGAUCCCACACUAUGCAGUUCAGAUUAUCAAAUGAAAAUUACACUAAAGAUGUUGAAGUUGAAGUGCAAUAUGAAGAAGAUAUUACCCAAUAUGAGGUUCAAUAUAACAGUUUUAUAGAAUUGGGGAAACCUGCUUAUUUCAACGUAUCUGUGGCCAGCGGGUCUAAUUUACAGUUUACGUGGGUUCAUGGGAGCACUGUUCAAACAUGUAAUUACACAGGAAACAAUGUGAAGUUCUUCCAGUUUAACUAUACGUUUACAGAUUUCGGAACCAGAAAUAUCACCACAACCGUGUCGAACGGAAUUGCAAUAGCAACAAAGAGUUUUACUGUUGUUGUUUUUCACAAGAUAAAUGGAAUCUCGCUAAGUACUAGUAAAUCAACGUAUCAAACGCUAGAAAAUGUGAAUAUAUCUCUAACAGUUGCUGAGAAUGCACUUCAGCCACAAGGACAGGUCAAUGCCAGUAUUGAUUUCGGAAAUGGCAACAUUUCGAACUGCAUUCUAUCUGCAAACGAUACAUAUCUUUUCCCAGUUUUAAGCUUCAACCAUCAGUUCAACAUCCAAGGAAAUUAUUCUGUGCGGCUUGUGCUCAGGUCUUUGGGGGACACCGUAUUCCAGACAUACUAUGUCCAGGUCUGGGAUGAACUUGCCAUUAAUCUAUCGUCUGUUACUCGAUCGAAAGUCGACACUAAUAUUGAGUUUAGUUUUGGGUCCACGCCGCGGUCAAAUUUCAUGUAUUACAUUUCAUUUGGAGACGGAACCGAUGUUCAGAACCAAGAAAGUGAUCUCUAUAGAAAGUAUGAUUUUCAAAGCUGGAAUAAAUCUUACAGACACCCAGGGGUAUAUAACGUCUCCUUGACGGCAUGGAAUCCAGUCUAUACCAAUUACUUCUCUUAUUUGAUCAAAGUUACACAAGAUCAGAUUCUGAAUUUUACACUGGAGGAAGAUUAUCGAGAGGUCAUUAAGUACAUAUACGGGGAAUCAAAGGAAGUUCUGCUUUACUUCGAAACACUAAACAACACUGUGAUUGAUGCAGAAUUUGAAUUACUGAUUGGAGAGAUAGAGAUCAAUUCUAGCUUCAUCUUUAUCAACCAGACUGGCGCGAAAAUAAAGCUAAUCUACCUCCCACUUCCGGUUUUAUUGUAUGACGUGCCCUUUGGAAACCAUUCCAUGAAUAUGACCCUUUAUGCACAAAAUAGAACUGAAUUUCGAACUCUUGCUGUGCUUUUACACUAUGAAGAGAAAAUAACAGGUCUACAGGUUUCCUAUGAAGAGAAUAUCGAAGUUGGAUUAUCAGCUGUUUUUAUUGGAUCAUUAACUAGCGGAUCCAAUUUUGAAGUGGGAUGGAUGCAUGAGAAUGUUUCAAGAACAUUCUUUUACCCAAAUAACGAAACGCGAGUUUUUAGUUACAAUUAUACUUUUUUAUAUACGGGAGAUAUAAAUGUUACUCUUCUUGUGACGAACUUGGUCUCCAGUCAGACUUUCUCCCUAUUGUUUCACAGUUAUUACAGAAUCAAUGGCAUUUCUCUUGAAGUUGGAGAAACUUACCAAACAACAGAACUUGCUGAAAUUGCAGUAAAAGUUAACGAUUCGGCCGCUCAGCCGCAGGGAGAGGUCAGCUUAAUUUUAGACUAUGGAGAUGACACAAACGUAAGUGUCAGUUUAUCAACUGAUCCCUUCAACUUAAAAUCUGGAUUCAACACUACACAUCAUUACAACAUUCAAGGAAAUUAUACUGUUACCGCUAAUCUGGUAUCACCAAUUGGAACAGAAACGCUUACAUCUAUUGUUUAUGUGUGGGAUAAACUUGCCGUGAAUUUGUCCUCGGAGGUAGUAAAGAAAGUUUAUGAAAAUAUUACUUUCGAAUUUGACAACACUCCAAAUUCGAAUUUUUUGUAUGUGGUAUCAUACGGUGAUGGAGAGAUACGUCAAAACGACGACAGCGACCUCUAUCGGCUUUAUGACUUCCAGAGCUGGAAUAAAUCAUACGAAGAUCCUGAUCUGUAUAAUGUUACUCUGUAUGCAUGGAAUCCGUUAUAUUCCAGUUUCCACACCUAUUUAAUUUACGUGUCUCAAGACCAGAUAACGAACUUCACAGUGGACGGAGAUUCGUCUUUACCAAUAAUGUUGAUUUCUAGGUCUUCUGUAGACGUCCGUCUGAAUUUCGCCACUUUAAACAAUACUUACGUACCUGACCUACUCUUUAAAGCCUCCAUCAACAACAUUACUAUUGACACAGAUGCAGCAAACAUAAAUCAGGUCGACGACAAUGUUGUUUUUACAAUGACGGCCUUUUUGAUGGACAAUUUUACGUACGGUGUAUACGAAAUCAUUUUCUCACUACUGGCACAAAACGAAACAGAGGAACAUUUUCUCAACAUGACUCUUAUUUAUGAGCAGGCGAUAGAAGAUAUUUUGGUUGAAUAUGAUCUCUAUACAGAGGUCGGUCAUCCAUUAGAGAUCAAUGCAACAAUUAUCAAUGGCUCUAACAUGAAUACGGAGUGGUUCCUUGGCCCGAAAGACAAACAACAUUUCCUACACCCAUGCAACGAUACACAAUCGCUUGUAUUUAAUCACACAUUCGGUGAAACAGGAGAAAUUAAUGUGACUGUGAUAGGGAAGAACCUUGUAUCACAAAUUAGUAGGAGUUUUAUCAUAUUCUACUACUAUGCUAUCAACGGUUACCUCUUGUUGCCAAAUGACACUGUUCAAACAAUUGAAAACGCAACAAUUGUAAUACAAGUUGAGAAUUCUGCAAAUCAGCCUCAAGGUGUUGUAGACAUAGAAGUUCGCUUUGGAGAUGGUGACUCAACAAAUUUUUCUCUAGAUGCAAAUGAUCCAAAGCUAGCGAUCGGUGUACCUCUAACUCAUCACUAUAUAUACCAAGGAAAUUAUACAAUUACAGCAAUAUUGUCCUCUAACAUCAACAGCAUAAAUUUAACUAAGGUCAUUGAAAUAUGGGACGAACUAAAUGUAAAACUGGCAUCAGUACCUCCUACUCGGGUAGACCAUGAUGCUGAAUUUUCAUUUAUUUCCACACCUAAUUCGAAUUUCCUUUACAACGUGACUUAUGAUGAUGGAACGUUCAUUACAAACAAGGAAAGUGAUUUAUAUCAUCAUUAUAAUUUUACCUCAUGGAACAAGUCCUAUUCACAACCGAAGAAAUUUUACAACGUAACAGUUAAGGCGUGGAACCCACGUCAUUCUUCAGUGAAUUCAAUCUUCGUUUUAAUUGAAUAUCCUUUGCAUGAGGGCAAAAUUGGUAUUUCUCCCUCCACAGAGAUGAUUCCAAGGCCAGACGGACGACAGAACAUUACGAUGAAUUUGUUCGAAAAUCUUCCUGAUCCUUCAAACAUCGUAUGUACAUUUGACAACGAUGAAGAUCCUCCUACAGUUAAUGUAUCAAUACCUCAAUUUGGAUUUAGUCACCCAAUCAAGCAAAAUUAUACAUUUAAAACAGACGGAGACAAGAAUGUUACCUUUACUUGCCAUAAUUCUGUGAGUAGUUAUCAAGGUUUUUCUAUAAUUCAAGUGCGUUCCUUUACAGCGCAAGACUUCAACUAUACAUUUAUGAACCCCGUCAAUAUGAACAUGUCUCUUGUACCUACAAAUCCCUCUGACGGAAUUCAUUUCCCAUUUAAAUCAAGGCAUGAUCCUGUUGAUGUUACUUUUAACCUGACUUUAUUUGAAUGUUCAAGAUUACCUCCAAACAUAGAAACUAUUUGGAAAUUCGGAGAUGGCUCAACUGAAGAGAAAAUUAACCAGACAGAAUUUGAAUAUAUCCACAAAUUUACGAAGCGUGGAAACUAUACAAUGACUUUCCAAAUUCUCGAUCAUAACUAUAAUACAGAGUCUACUCGAGUGUUCAACAUCACUCUUGGAACGAUGAUUCUAUUCUGUGACAAACCCAGUAUUGAUUUGAGAAAAGAGAACUUUACGUUAACUGCAACGAAAAUGCUAGGAAAUGCAAGUUACACUUUUCAAGUGGACAUCCUGGAAAAUAGUCCAAAUGUGUCCCAUUUGCAGGAAAUUGUAAGCAUAUACGAGUCCGAUAAUGGAUAUAGUACAACAAAUGUGAGUCUUCAGUUCUACGAAUACGGCUUCUAUCUGCCCAAAGUUACUGGGAAUAAUGGAUCGAUAACGGAGAUUGUGUAUCUUGAUAAUCCCAUUAUCGCCGACUACAAUAUUUCGGGAGAAAUAGACCUUGUUCUGGACCCCAGUACCUGGAAAGUAACAGUGCCACCUGGUGAAGUUAGGUUCUACGUCGAAAUCGUCAAUAAAUCAGAACAUCCUCCGUUUGGAUUUCCAAAGAGGCCCUUCACACAUUGUAGUCUUCGAACUGGGGACUUGGUAGAUAAAAAUAUCUACAGCCAAGUAUUUAACAUCACAUCAGACAGUCCUAUGCAGUACAAUUAUACUUAUAUUUCGCUUGGGAACUUAACAGUUUCUAUAACUUGUUCAAACAAUAUUUCAGAUGUCACGAUUGUUAAGCCGAUUUAUGUUGGGAAUGACUGUUAUUCCAAAGUGGGACUUUUUGACCGAAAGAAUUCAAUGCCAAAUGAAUCUCUGACUGUUUCAACAGCGACUGAUGUAUAUAUUUAUAGUAGAAUGGAUGUUCAUUGCAUUGAAAAUAAUACAAAAUAUAACUGGACUAUACGAAAAACAGACGAGUUUGGUUCUGAUUUAGAAAUCGUUCUUUACGAUAAUCCUUUGGGCAAAGACACAGCGACAUUUCUGAUCACAAAGGGAUCAUUCGAGGCAGGGAUCUACAAGAUAGAAUUAAAUGUGACACUUGCUACUACGUACUUUCACGAACACACGUAUAUGACAUUCAAGGAUCCUCCUCCAUUUGCAUACAUUGUUGGAGGAAAUACGAAUACAGUUACAUCUUUAGCUUAUGAAUUUGACGCCUCUUUAUCUCACAACGGGAAAGGAGGGACAGAAAACAUUGCGUAUAGUUGGACCUGUAGAAAGUUAACACAGUCUUUCCCUUUUGAUGAUGAAGAUGUUAAUUUGAAUUCUGGUCAGGGUCAAGGUGCCAAUAACUGUCCAAAUUCUCAAGAUAAAAAUGACAAGUAUGGGAUUAGUGGUUUAACAACUGGAAAUAGAUAUGAAGCCACGGUCACCGUUAGCAUCACUGACAGUCCAGGGUCUAUAGACAGUUAUACACAAGUUUUAGUGGUGGACUCCGGAGACUUACCAAUCCUUUCACUGAGUUGCUCAAGAAAUUGUCUUUCAAAAGUUGGUGUUGCCGCCUCCUACGCUUUAAGAGGCCAGUGUUCAAACUGUGAAGGUUCGGGAUCAAAAAAACUGCAUUCAAAAUGGAAGUUGUGGUCCGAGAAUGGAAAUAAAUAUACUGAAGUUGCUAACUUCACGGACAUGACUGAAACAACAGGAACUACCCGUGAAGGAAUAAUCAUUGCAGCUCAUCAACUGGAAAAGGGCAAGAAGUAUCUCAUAGCCAUGAGGGGCUUUUUUAAUGACACUGGAUCAAAUUAUGUGUACAAAACGUUUCGAACUAACUACCCUCCAUACAAUGGUGACUGCCAAGUCAAUACGACUACGGAUACAAUUAACCGACUCAGUGUAGACUGUAAUGAUUGGCUUGAUGAAGGUUUACAUGAUACACAGGAUCCAGCCAGAGAUCAGAACAACAACGUUGUCCUACUUUACCAGUACGAAACGGAAAUGACCAAAAACACAUCCUUUGGAAUACAAACGAUCACAAGCAUUCUGUAUAGAGGGGGUGAAAGCACGAUAACAAACGUACCUGUCCAAGCCGGAGAUAACUUUACUGACUACAAUGUAACGAUCCGUGUCAAAAUUAUAGAUGAGUUUGGAGAUUUUUCCAUUUUUGAAACAAUUAUACCUAUAAUUCCACCUGCAAAACCAGAUUCUACAGAAGUUUUCUUUGAGGGUGUGUUGACGUCAUUUGCCCAAGCUAAAGCUGGAGGUAACGAUAUGUCUGCAGUAGGGGUUCUAGGAGCUGCUGCCUCACUCUUUGACAACGUCACCAAUUCAAAAACGGUUCCUACUGAACAAGAGGUGUUAUCAAACAGUCGGGAAGCAAACGAGGUUACCGUAAAUCCUGCUCCUGAUCCUGUGGAGCAACUUUAUGUUCAGAAAUUAAGAGAAAUUAUCAGCAUUCUAAAGUCUGGAAUUAGUCUUGAUUGUUCCAACAACCCAAAAAGAUUUAGUAUCAACGACAUUCAACAUAUAUUUGGAACUCUGGACUCUCUAACUCGAAUGAAACAGUACAUACCUUUGGAUGUCUUGGAAGAUUUGACCGGAUUCAUUUACAACAUGACGUACUGUUUUGAAAGUGUCAUCAGUAAUGUGACAACCGAGUUGGAUGCUGGCGUUACGUAUCUCCCGAUUGAGUAUUAUGACAUAGUCAAAGACACAAUUGAAGUGGCCAUACGAGUUUUGAACACAGUAAUGGAUAAAAUGUUACCGGCAAAAUUGAUGAACUUAGAUGUGGAACUUACCUUAGAGGACAUUGAAGAAGAGCUAGAGUUGAAAUCCGAGUUUGAGAAUAAAAUGAACGCACACUUGGGUAUAUCCAACGUAACCAAUUACAAAGAGAAAACUAACCAGAUUUUUCUUAUUCGACAACAUGAACGGGAGAUACAACUGAAUCAAACAAAUAUUACCGCCAGAGCUCUAGCUAAUCAGCAAAAGGUUAUUGAUACAAUCCAAGGGCUGAAGUUGAAAACUUUGGCUUUAGGAGAGAAAUCACUAGUGUCCACAUCUGUGCUGGACAUAGUCACACAGAAAAUAGCACCUGAUGACAUGGAUGAAACGUAUAUGAAAAAGUUCGAAACCAACAGAACAGAACUAACAAUAAAGGUUAUUGUUUAUAAGCGAAAUCCCUAUAAUUAUGUGGAGAACGCCUCAUCCUUGACUACUGGCGUUUCCUCUAUUGACCUUGGCCCAGGAUCAACUGUGGACUCGGUCAUAAAGAAUCCACCCGUUCUAGCACCUGUUGUAUAUGAACCAAAAAUCCAGACAACUUUCCCCGAGCCAAUGAUUUACUACAAGUUUGAAGUGGAGAAUGAUGGUGAUGCUGGUGUGGUCUUCUUCAAACCUGAUAAUUUCGAUAUCACAAGCAAUCCUAAUGAUACCCUGUACAGCUUCUAUUUUAGCAGCGUUUACUUUCCAACAUCUAAAGAUUUAGAAAUCGUGGUGUCGGCUGCCAACUGGUCUGUUGAAGAUGACGGUUUCAAGAUAUUUUUGGAUGGCGGUGUCUGCAACAAAGGGAUUUGUUAUAUGGGUAUUAAACUUGGAGAAGUUGACAUAACCGAUACUACAUCGGAUUCUUCGACCUCAAGAAGAAGACGUCGAGACACUAGCCAAGCUUUAACUACUCCUGGAUACAAUGAGUCGGCACCUUUUACACCCACUAGUUCCAACUUCAGCAUGGCAAUAACAACUACAGGCUGUCGAUCUUAUGACAAGGCUACGGACUCGUGGACGUCUAACAACUGUCAGGUUUUGAGAAUUAGCACAAAAGAAAACACAGUAUGUCGUUGCACAGGGACGACAUUUUCGUCUACAUUUGUAGUACCUCUGAGCACUAUAGAUUUCACCAAUGUGUGGGGAAAGUUCGAUCCUUCCAACGCCGCUGUGUAUGGUACACUUAUAGCCUUUCUCGUUGUCUACACCCUAGCUGCCAUCUAUCUCAGACGACAAGACAAGAAAGAUGAAGAAAAGUGGGCUACUCAUUUCCUAAAAGAUACGGACGGUGCGGAUACAAACUUCUACUUACUAACUGUUUACACAGGGAUGCGAAAGGGAGCUGGGACUCUGUCUAACGUUAAUUUUGUAGUAUCUGGUGACGAAGCUGAUACCGGAAUAAGAUCACUUAGUGAUGGUGUUCGAAAGGGUUUUGCGACCGCAAGUGUCAAUAAAUACAUAAUGGGACACUCCGUGUCAUUGGGCAAUUUGACACAUAUUCGAAUCUGGCAUGAUAACUCCGGACCUAAGGGGCGUCGGAGCUGGUAUCUAAAUAGGAUAGUUGUUGAUGAUUUACGUACACAGGAACGAUAUAUUUUCUUGUGUGACAAAUGGUUGGCUGUGGAUGAAGAGGAUGGAAUGAUUGAUAGAAUACUUCCCGUGUCAAGCAAGGACGAUAUCACUUCGUUUAAUACCCUCUUUUCUGAACAUACACAGUCGAACAUAACGGAGCAACACUUGUGGUUAUCCAUGUUUAUAAGGCCAAAGAGAAGCAUUUUUACCCGAGUUCAACGUUUGUCAUGCUUGCUCUCUUUACUUUUCCUAACGAUGAUCACCAACGCCAUGUUCUUUAGAUCUUCUGAUGAAGACAAAGUAGAAGGAGUUUUGGAAGUUGGAGUAAUUCGUAUAUCAGUAACAACCAUUAUUGUAUCCGUAAUAGGAAUUUCUAUUACAACACCACCAAUUAUGUUCAUUACAUUUGCAUUUCGAAAAAGUCGUCCAGCUCCACGUAAGCCUAAAAAGGUAAAGAAAAGUCAACCCAUCUCUACAAUAUCGUACAAGGAAAAUACUGAAAACAAUACAGUGAUUGAGGAGGAAACUGUUAAAGAUAAGGAAGAAGAAAUACAGGAGGACACUGUAAAUAAAGAGAAAAAAUUAAGUAACAAUAGUGAAAAUGUAGACCUGGAAGAUUUACUCGAGAAUAAUUCUCUUCCCUUGCCGCACUGGGUUCGAAGAAUCGCCUGGUUUAUCGUUUUCCUCUCGGUUUUGACAUCAGCUUUCUUUCUUCUGCUAUACAGCAUGGAAUGGGGAAUAGCCAAAUCAGAAGAGUGGUUAUCCUCUUUUUUAUUGUCUUUCUUGGAAUCUCUUCUAUGCGUCGACCCUUUAAAAGUUCUCUUGAUUUCUGCUGUCUUCGCUUUGAUAUUCAGGAAAAUGGCGGAUGAGUCCGUUCCACCUAAGGUUGAAUUUGAAAAGCUUCAAUCAGUGUCCAAGUCACAGUUUAAGACAAAGAGUCGGGAAGGUUUUAAUGCAUUAGUCAACAAUAUAGUAACGAGCCAGAAACCUUUGUCUGAAGAGCAAGUCGCAACUAUGAGAAAGAAACGACAAGAGGAACGUACAGCGCGGAACGCUAUGAUAACUUUACUGGUGUAUGCCGUGUAUGUGUCUGCUAUUUACAGCAUCAGUUAUAUGGAACGAGAUCAGAGAGCUUACAGUUUCAAACAGAGCUUGGAUAAUUUUAUGUAUACUUCAUUCUCUAAGGUUACGGAGACAGAUUCCUUUUUCACUUGGUUAAAAACAUCGCUUCUUCCAACAUAUUUUCCUCAGAAAAAUUACGCCAAUCAAACAAUAUUUUUUGCAAGAGAUUUACAGUACUUUGGUGACAAUGUAAGCAUACGUAUAGGUCCUCCAAGGCUGAGACAAGUCCGAAUGGGAAAAGAUGAAUGUGAAUAUUCACGACUGACUUGGCCUUACCCUUGUUAUAGUCGGUAUUCGAUGACUGACGAAGACGAUCACUCAUACUGUGUAGGAUGGCAGCCUUAUGGACAAAGCUGCCUUGAUCCCAAUGAUAAAACAAUGGAAGCUUGGAAAUUCACCAGUGCGUUUGAUAUUUGGGGAAUUCCAAAAGCUGGUGAAUAUAAUACAUAUAGUGGAGGCGGUUAUGUCAUAAGUUUAAAAGAGACAAUAACUGAGGCAACCAAUAUUGUUAACGAUCUACUCAACAAAACGUGGAUAGACAGACGUACAAGGGCUGUAUUUCUUGAGUUCGUUCUGUACAAUCCGAAUGUGAAUCUGUUUGCCUACGUCAUGUUUCUUACGGAGUUCACCGAACUUGGACGAUCUUUUGUAUGGUAUGAAUCAGAGGCAUUCCGACCCGUGGCAUCAGCUUCAGCUGUUGGUUCUUACGUCAUAGCUUGUUAUUCCAUAUUCAUAGCUUAUGUCAUCUACUCUUUCGUAAAAUUUAUAAGAGGAAUUCGACAAUUAGGUUGUCCGGGCUACCUGAAGCAUCCUUGGCAUUACGUUGAUAUGAUCAUGGCUUUUCUUGGAUUUGCUGCCAUUGGUGUUUACAUAGUGCGAAUCCAAGCUGCAACAAAAGCUAUGAACCUUUAUUACGAUCAGCUAGUUACAGGAUCAAAGUUCAUAAAUUUUGCAAACAUUGUAUUGUGGGACAAUACCUUCUCCAUCAUCUUUGCCAUUCUGGUAUUUGUGUCCAUUAUUCAGUUUCUGCGGAUCUUGGGAUACAGCAAGAAAGUAACAGAAAUCAUUUCAGUUAUAACCAACGUAGGUAAAGACCUUUACGGAUUCUUGAUCAUGUUUUCAAUCAUGUUCUUUACUUUUGUUGGAACAGGAUAUCUGUUAUUUGGGUCAACUGUCAAAGAAUACAAGAGCUUCUUCAGCGUUAUUGGAAGCCUGACAAACACGUUCAUUGGUGUCAACAGUCUCGAUGCACUGAUAGAGUCAAACCCUGCAUUGGCCAGAACGUUCUACUUCAUGUAUAUUUUGUUAGUUAUUAUGACGUUGUUUACAAUAUUUGCUGCAAUUCUCAACAAAAGCAUUUCUGAAGUCAAAGACGAUAGUGAGAGUUCCCCAGAAGUGGUUGGGGUUAUGGAUAUCGUACUGAAAUCCGCCAAAUCAGCAUUAUCAUUUGUGCCAUCGGUUGGCAAAAACAACUCUGAAGAUGAUCAUACGGAAAGUUGGAGUGAUCUACAGGACGAGUUACGUAAAGGGAAUGUAAGCGCUUUAAAUGUAAUGAGACUAGUUAGAGAAACCUUUAACGAUGUUGAAGGCGUACAGACGAAGCCAGUGGAGGAGGUAAAGCCAAUGACGGGAAUCCAGGAGUUCCUCCUCCUCAACGUCGACAAAGAAAAUUCAGAACGAGGUUCCGCUAGCCCAAAACGAGACAUUUGGAAAGACGAUGUUGAUGAAGAAGAAAGGAGAGUGCGAUUUCAGUUUAUAUAAGACUAUGCCCACAUUACUAAUGUUGUCGUACUUUGUACACGUGUAUCAUUUGUUUCUAUGCAAAUUAUAAAUGAAAUUUGAGGGUCUGUGUCGCGCACGUAAUUUUCUUGAACAAUCGACAACGGUGAAACUAGUUUUCUUCACUGACAAAACAUGUACCAUAGCUACAAUGUAAGUAGAUGACACUCAACAAAAAUGGAUAAAUGUUUAUUAUGCACUCUUAUUUUCACUUUUUUUUUUUUUUGAAGUAUUUGAAAGGAUAAUAAUGCAUAGAAAUGGUCUAGCAGUUUAUCCUGUCAAACAAAAGAGUUGCCAUUGUUGAAUUUUUGUGACUGUUAUCCAUUUAAUAAAAAUAUAUUGCAUUGUU